Soboliphyme baturini is the source of this 345-nucleotide messenger RNA. The record is from the annotation of a GenBank genome assembly. NCBI's taxonomy places the organism in Eukaryota, Metazoa, Nematoda, Enoplea, Dioctophymatida, Soboliphymatidae.
AUGAACGGGAAAGGUGCCGAAGGGAACCCUACAGGCGAUGAAAGCAACGCUAGAGGUGCGGAAAAAACGGGAAAGGUGGGGAAAGUAACGGGAAAGGCGCAGAAAGGAGCUGGGAAAGGCGAGGAAGGGAAGGGGAAACGCGAAGAAGUGAAACGGAAAGGCAGGAAAAUGAACUGGAAAGGCGCCCAAAGGAACGGGAAAGGCGCCGAAAAAAAGCACGGAGGCGAGGAAAGGAACGCCAGAGGUGCGGAAAGGAACUGGAAUGGUGUGCAAACUAAUGGGAAAGGUGACGAAGUGAACGAGAAAGGCACGGAAGGGAACGAGAAAGGUGCGGAAAGGAACUAG